CGUAUGUAUUAUUUUCAAACAUAGAGAAGGUGUGAAGACAUGAAAGAUACAAUGGUGAUAGCCAUACAACAACGAACCUAAUGGAUGGAUGGCAAUGAUAGGAUCAUCAAUUGAUUGAUGUAUCUAUCAAUCAAUUUUUAUUGUGAUUAGGUUACAUUGAACGUCAUUUUUACAUGAAAGGAUACAUCCAUCAUCCGCAUCCAUCAAUACCAUUUAACAUCCAUCUAUCCCAAAAUACGUAGAUGUGGCAUCAUUGUUGUAUCAACCAUGUCCUUGGGGGAGCGAAAGACGCGAAAAUAUGAAAACAAAUUUACUAAUUAAAACUUAACUUUUUUUAUACAUUCAAUUCCAAUUUAACAAUCUACAUUCGCAAUAAUUCUCACCAAUACCAAUAUAUUUCUCUUGAUUCAAACUUAUUUUCAACCUCAUAAUUCAACUUUCUUCAACUCGCCAUUUCAUUUCAAUGUAAACAGUCUAAGAUGGCUUCCAACAAGAUUGUUAAGCAAGCUGGUGCCCCAGCUGCUGAUGAGUUCGAACUCUCUGUCGCCCAGGCUCUCACUGAUUUAGAGACCAGCGUUCCCGACUUGAAGUCCAUCCGUGGUCUCUACAUCACUAGUGCCAAGGAGGUUGAGCUCGGUGCCGGUAAGAAGGCUAUCGUUAUCUUCGUACCUGUUCCUUUGGCCAAGAGCUUCAACAAGGUUCAACAAAGACUCACUCGUGAACUCGAAAAGAAGUUCUCUGACCGUCACGUUGUCUUCGUUGCUCAACGUCGUAUCUUGGCUGUUCCUACCCGUCGUAACACUGGUAAGCAACCCCGUCCCAGAUCUCGUACCUUGACUGCUGUCCAUGAUGCUAUCUUGGAUGACCUCGUCUUCCCCACCGAAAUUGUCGGUAAGAGACUCCGUCAAAAGGUUGAUGGUUCCAAGACCCUCAAGGUCUUCCUCGAUGCCAAGGAUGCCACCUCUCUUGAAUAUAAGGUUGAUUCUUUCUCCGCUAUUUACAAGAAGCUUACCGGCAAGGACGUCAUCUUCGAAUUCCCUGCUGCUGUUGAGUUCUAAAUAACUUUACUUUUAUUAAACAUACAAUAAAAUCAUAUCGAAAGGAUUUUCUUUUGAAAUUCUAAGGAUUGUGCUUUUUUUUAUUCUAUCUAACAGUUUGUGUGGGAUUACUGACUUGCCUGAUUUAACCUAUUAGCCUCAAAGUUAUGAGCAAACCUCGAUUUCGUAUCAAUUGAGGUGUUAUGAUGGCUUCCAUAUAACGACUUUUUUUUGCUUCUGAAGGAAUACACGAUCUAUACUGCCACUAUAUCGACAUGUUCGUAAAUGUUGAGGGUUGGCUCCGCAGCU
Mucor mucedo is the source of this 1346-nucleotide messenger RNA. RefSeq names its product 40S ribosomal protein S7. Gene Ontology annotation, molecular function: structural constituent of ribosome. The record is from RefSeq and is a predicted model, not a curated record. Gene Ontology annotation, cellular component: ribosome; small-subunit processome; 90S preribosome. The transcript is spliced from 3 exons. Gene Ontology annotation, biological process: ribosomal small subunit biogenesis; translation; rRNA processing. Lineage: Eukaryota; Fungi; Mucoromycota; Mucoromycetes; Mucorales; Mucoraceae. The coding region runs from base 480 to 1058 and encodes 192 amino acids.